AUGACCCUCUCCCGCUUCCUCUUCCUUUUCCUUUUCCUUUUUUAUCCUCUCUCUCUUUCUCGACACUCCACCCUCCUGCGCAAGUCUUUCCCCAUCUGCUUCAUCUCCCCAGAGUCUUCAGCCCCUGCCUCGUCAGAUCCCCUCCGGCUCGAAGACUGGCUAUCGUCCGAUCUCUUCGCUGCCGAACUUCCGACCGCGCCGCGUCCCACCGACCCCUCCGCCGUCCCGCCCGCCCCGACCGAGGAUUUCGUCAAUGUCUCGCGAUGGCUGGACGGCGCCUAUCGACCCCCCGUGCCCUGCCGGCACUGCCAGACCCAGCGCCUGCAGUGUCUCAUCAUCCGCACCACCCCGGCCAACCCGAACCCCGUCACCUCCUGCUCCAGCUGCGUCGCCCUCUUCCGCGAGUGCAGCCUGUCCCGCGGCGAGAAGCGCCACCCCGCCGGCUUCGAGACCGUCUUCCCCGUCUUCGGCCAUCUGCACGGCGUCGCCGAGCUCACGGAAGACCCACGGGGGGCCACAAGCCAUGUGCAGUCGGAUGCCCCUGGGCGAAGGAAUCAUAACCCGGUGGGGGGACUGGAACAUCCCCCGGGACACGUCGAGGAAGAUCCCCCGCAAAAACCGCGGUUCUCCCGGAAGGGCGCCAAGGUGUUGCGAGACUGGCUGUAUCGGAACCAGCAUGACCCGUAUCCCACCGACGACCAGAAGGCCGCCUUUGCCCAGCAGACCGGUCUCACCGAGAGACAGAUUACCACCUGGUUUGCCAAUGCGCGACGGCGGCAGAAGAUGGCCCGCCGGUCCUCGCGGUCGGGCCAGAUCGUCCGCAGUGGCUCGCCCAUGCCCGUCCCCCGGUCCGCCACCCUGACCCCGAUGGAGCGCUGGCAGCGAUCGCCGCCCGACCAGGAACCCGUGUCGCAGUCUGUCAUCCAGGAAGCCCUCGCCACGGCCGGGACAGAUCCCGCGUGGGCGCGUCCGGGCGCCUAUCUGACCGCUAGCCCGAGUGCCGACGACCUUGCGUCCUCGAUCUCGAGCAUGGACAGCGGGCAGUCCCAGGGCUCCUCUGAGAGCUUUGCGUCGGCUUGGAGCCAUCAAUCCGAGGACGGUCUGCCGUUCCCCCUGUCCGACGGGCAACGCGCCUCGCAGCCCCCGCGGAGACGCCCCCGGCGUCGGUCCGUGACCGGCCACCCCUACCAGUGCACGUUCUGCGCGGAUUCGUUCAAGAAGAAGCAUGACUGGUCCCGGCAUGAGAAGAGUGUGCACCUGUCGUUGGAGUCGUGGAUCUGCAACAUUGAUCCCAGUCCGCUCGAUUCCGCGGACUCGCCCUGUGACUUCUGCAGCGCCUGUCCAGCACCGCGGGCGCAUAUGGACACGCACGAGUUCGACGUCUGUGCCGACCGACCCCAACCCGAGCGGAGCUUCCGUCGCAAGGACCACCUGAUCCAGCACCUCCGCAAGUUCCACCACUGCACCAAGGCGCCCGCGGGUCGGAUCGAGCCUUGUCGCGUCGUCGUCAGUCAGGUCCUCAGCCGGUGUGGUUUCUGCGGGCAGCGGAUGACGACGUGGUCCGAACGUGCCGACCAUCUGGUGCAGCACUUCAAAACCGGUCGACGCAUGGCGGAGUGGUCGGGCGACUGGGGGCUGGACGCGGUGCACCAGGCCAUGUUGCGGGAUGCGACGCUGCCGCGCGAUCGGUCUGCGUAUUCCCCGGCCACCUCGUGA
Aspergillus heteromorphus CBS 117.55 is the source of this 1716-nucleotide messenger RNA. RefSeq names its product homeobox and C2H2 transcription factor. Gene Ontology annotation, molecular function: DNA-binding transcription factor activity, RNA polymerase II-specific; DNA binding. The coding region runs from base 1 to 1716 and encodes 571 amino acids. The transcript has 2 exons. The record is from RefSeq and is a predicted model, not a curated record. Gene Ontology annotation, biological process: regulation of DNA-templated transcription. NCBI's taxonomy places the organism in Eukaryota, Fungi, Ascomycota, Eurotiomycetes, Eurotiales, Aspergillaceae.